Phragmites australis (common reed) is the source of this 1963-nucleotide messenger RNA. RefSeq lists its product as uncharacterized. Lineage: Eukaryota; Viridiplantae; Streptophyta; Magnoliopsida; Poales; Poaceae. The transcript has 2 exons. Bases 487 to 1674 code for a protein of 395 amino acids. The record is from RefSeq and is a predicted model, not a curated record.
GCUUGACGCUUGCUUGCUUGGACGGGAUGGGAGUAGCAGCACUUCUACAUGUUAUAAUCACACAUAUUAAUGCAGUAGUGGUGUUGUAAUAAUAAUGCAAGUGUUGGAGUUGUUUAGCUCUUAGUGUUGCUUAGCGUUGGUAAACUUGUUUUAGUUUGCUUUGUUGGAGGUCAAAAAUUUAAUGCCUUAAUGCAUUGGUUUUGCUAGGAUACUUAUGUGUUAGUGUGCGGUUUUAUUUAAGCACCCUAUAUCUAUGUUGUUGCUUCCGCUUUAUCUCGAGUUUAGAGGAGGUGCUGCCGAAAUUUUAUAAUUUUGGCAAGUCAAGUAGAGUAGUUUGUAGUAACAUUCCAGGCUUUCGCGGUGUCUGGGGUGUUACAGUUGGUAUCAGAGCCUAGGCUUUAGAUUCUAGGCGAAAUAAGGCUUAAUUUGACACACUUGCACAUGUAAGAUGGGUAGAAGGGUUGUUUAUUUUAUGCUUACUCUGCUAUGCUUGUUCUAUCUUGUGUUUAUGUUCUACUUGAAGUUGAUGUAUGCGUGUGGUUUGUUUGUUGUGUGGCUGCAGCUAUGCCACCUAAGAGGCGGAGUCAGGCUCAGGCCACAGCGAAUGAUUGUAAUGCACAACUGCUAGCGGCGAUGCAGGCGAUGCAGAAUGAGCUGAGGACGUUGAGAGAGGCUAGGAAUCAGGAUGCUCCUAUUCUGGAGCAGGGUGCUAUUGCUGCUGAUGGCCCUCCUAGUGGUGUUUCUUUAAUCCAGUGGAUUGGGAUGAAGUUGGAUCAUUUUGAUGGCAGUGGCACUCCAGUUCAGGCCGCUGAUUGGUUGUCCUACGUGGAGGACAAGAUGGAGGUCUUCGAUGUGCUGGCUCAGGACCGUAUUCGCUAUGGCACUCAGUUGCUAAAGGGUGAGGCCCAGAUCUGGUGGAAGGGAGUGCAGUCAGCUCACACGGCUGCACAUGGACCGUUGACUUGGCCUGAUUUUGUCAGGCAGCUCGAGAGGAGGUUCUACCCAGUGACCUUUCUGGACAAGAUGAAGAUAGACCUGCAUAGCUAUGUGCAGGGUAGGAGGACAGUGUCUGAGUAUGAGGUGGGCUUCAACCAGAUUGUUCGUUUUGUUCCGCAUGUGGCUCAUGAUGAGGCAGAGAAGGCGAGGCAGUUCCGCCAGGGCCUCAAGCCUUCAAUCCGUCACACUUUGGGUGCUUUUCCGGUGGUGGACUUCCGCACCAUGGUCGAGCAGGCCUUGGGUGUGGAGAUGCAGGAGGUGUACACUGAGGAAGCGCGCAAAUCUGGUGGAGAUCAAAUACAGGGUCAGAUUGAUAGGAAGGGCCAUUCUGGUGGUCCUAUUCAUAAGAAAAGGAAGUUCCAGCGUCACCAGCCUUACCGUGGCAGUUUGGGACGUUCUCGCACUUCAGGGGGGAGUACUACACAGUACCGUGCCAUCCCUAAGCCCGGCAUGGGGAUGGUUUGUUUCCGUUGUGGAGAUGCUCACCGUAGGAGUGAGUGCCGGUGGUCUGGCAAGUGCUCUAUCUGUGGUCAGGACCACAAGGACGUGGUUUGCAGGAGGAAUGCCAACGGCAAGCUUCGAUGGGAGCCAGUGACUUCUUCGAAUUCUGGUGGCACUGUUCAGAUGAUGGCCGUUACUCCUUCUUUGGUGCCUCUGCCCACACCCACACCGCAGUAGUACUUGCCUGCGCCGUUCCCUCAGCAGUACCUAAUGAUGCCACCUGCUACACCGAUGGCUUCUUCGACGCCUCAGCUUGGGGCAUUUCGACUGCCCCAGACUGCUACUUCUUCAGCAUCGCCUACACCGUGGGGUUCUACUCCAUUUGGCCAUGCUGCCGGAGCUUCUUCUUCUGGUGCUCCCGGGGCAUAUGCUAUGCCCUCUUCGGACGGUAGAGAGCGCGGAGAUGUGGUGACAGGUGGUGGUGCUCCUGAUUGUGUUUGAAGGUUGUCGGUUGUAUCGAAAAAAG